AUGGGGUUUUUUAAAAAAGCAAAAACAUUCUUUUCAUCACCAAAUGAACAACAAAAUGACCAAGAGCAAGCCGAUAAAACAAUUAAAGAGGAAGAAAGUGGUAAAUCUGAACAUUCAAAUAAAAUAAAAGAUGAUGGUGCAGAUCAUUCAGAAAAUCAUCAAUCAAAUGGGUUAUUACAUCCAUCAGCAUCAAAUGGUCAAAUUCAUCAAUCUACUUCAAAUACAGAUAUAGCAGGUUCAGCAGUUUCAUCAACUCCAGCAACCAAACAGUCACAUUUAAAUAAUAAUGAUAUUAGUAUCGCCACUACUAAUGAUUCCUCUCUUACCACACCUGUUCCAUCAAGUGAAAAUUUACAAAGUUUACAAACAAGUGAAAAGAAAUCAUCUGAACAACAAGCAAGCAAUACCCUAUCAACUCCAAAUAAUACAUUACCAUCAUCACCAUCACAAACAAAUAUAUCUGAAAGUAACAAUAAUAAUAAUACUACCACUACUACCAAUAAUAAUAAUAGCAAUAGUAGUAAUAAUACAACUACAACUACCACCACUACUACCACCACCCCAGCAACUACCAAUAAUACAUCACCAACUAAACAAAACUCAAUAUCAUCAACACAACCAUCCCAAUCAUCAACAUCACUUUUAGUUAGUACAUUAAGUAAAUUUAAACUUAAAUUAGGUGGUGGAAAGAGUAAAGAUCACCCAUCAUCAGCUCCAUCGACACCACAUCAAAGACCACAUAGAUCUACAUUAGUCAUUCCACCAGGAAGUGUCCCAACAAAUCAAAGUGGUCAAAAAUCUACAACUCCAGAACACCCACCAGAAGAACAUAAACCAGUUGAAAAAGAAGUUAUAACAAUUGCCACAAUUACCGAUUUCCCAGAUGAUUGCCAAAAGUUAAUAAGAAUUUCUGGUAUACCCGAGGAAAAAUUAAUAAAAAAUAUACAAAUUUUAGCAUAUGUUUUACAUUUUAGAACUGGUAGAUUUUUCAAAUUAGUAGAUGAACCACCAAGAGAACCAAGAAAGAAAUUUGUUUCAGAAAGAUUUAACGAUGGUGAAAGCUUAGUUGAACAUGUUGAACCACAAGUUUUAAAAAAAAUGUAUAAAGAUUCUGAUCAAGUUGGUAAAGGUGGUUUCGGAACAGUUUAUUUUGCAAAAAGUACAAAAGAAAAGAGAUUAGUAGCAAUUAAAAAAAUGCCACAUAUAACAAAGAGACAGCAACAACAAAAUUACAGAGAAGCAGCAAUUUUAGCGAAAUGUGAUCAUCCAAAUAUUGUAAAAUUACAUACAUGUCAUAUAGAUAAAGACAGUAAUUUAUGGAUUAUUAUGGAAUUUAUGGAAGGUGGUACAUUUGAAGAAGCUGCCAAAGCAUGGAAAUUCAAUGAAAAUAAUUUGGCUUACGUUGCUAAAGAACUCUUAAAAGGUUUACAAUAUCUCCAUGAAAAUGGUAUGGUUCAUAGAGAUUUAAAGAGCGCAAAUAUCAUGAUGAGUGUAGAGGGUAAAGUUAAAUUAAUUGAUUUUGGUCUUUGCGAGGACGUUCAAACUUCAUCACCAACUCACAUGGUAGGUUCACCAUUUUGGAUGGCACCAGAAAUGAUUCAACAAAAACCACAUUCAACACCUGUCGAUAUAUGGAGUUUUGCCAUUUCACUUUUAGAAAUGGCCAAUCAACGUCCACCAAUGAUGGAAAGUGCUGUCAAGGCUAUGUUUACUGUCGCCACUGAAGGUGCCACUGGUUUCGAUGAUCCAGGAAUUUGGUCCGAUUGCUUUAAAGAUUUUUUAUCACUUUGCUUAAAAAUGGAUCCAGCCGAACGUGCCACAGCCGCUGAUUUACUCAAACACCCCUUCAUUAAAAAAGCAGAUUCAAGAGAUAAUAUGGAAAAUAUACUUAAAAAGAUUUUCCUUACAAAUUCUUUAAUGAACUCUGGUUUUUAA
Messenger RNA from Dictyostelium purpureum, 1935 nucleotides. RefSeq lists its product as uncharacterized. Gene Ontology annotation, molecular function: protein serine/threonine kinase activity; ATP binding. The record is from RefSeq and is a predicted model, not a curated record. The coding region runs from base 1 to 1935 and encodes 644 amino acids. NCBI's taxonomy places the organism in Eukaryota, Evosea, Eumycetozoa, Dictyosteliales, Dictyosteliaceae. Gene Ontology annotation, cellular component: cytoplasm. The transcript has 2 exons. Gene Ontology annotation, biological process: regulation of MAPK cascade; protein phosphorylation; intracellular signal transduction.